Molecule: messenger RNA, 1287 nt
Organism: Mytilus californianus (California mussel)
Lineage: Eukaryota; Metazoa; Mollusca; Bivalvia; Mytilida; Mytilidae
Product: protein wech-like
Exons: 5
Coding region: 73-993 (306 amino acids)
Biological process (GO): positive regulation of DNA-templated transcription
Cellular component (GO): chromatin; nucleoplasm
Molecular function (GO): zinc ion binding; ubiquitin-protein transferase activity
Source: RefSeq, a predicted model, not a curated record
AAUGUAGAACGUUGUUGUCAUUGAUUUUUUACCUUACCUGUGUAUUAUUCAUUGAGGACGAUACGCGACAAAAUGGCACAGGCAGCCUCUAAAACAUGUGAAAUUUGUGUCAGUGCCUAUGGAUCCCAAUACUGCUUAGAGUGUGAACAAUACUUUUGUGAAAAUUGUAAAACCUUUCAUAAAAGACAGAAAGUAACAAAGAAUCACCAGUUUCAGUCUUCCUCGGACGUUAUACCGGAAGGUAAAUCGAAAUGUAAGGAACACAACGAAGACAUCAGUUUUGUAUGCAAAACAUGUAAUUUAGUAGUGUGCAGUAGUUGUGUGACUGGCAGUCACACAGGGCAUGCCUUUUCAAAGCUUAUGGACAACAUAACACAGAUGAAGGAGAAGAAUACAAAAGACCUGCGUAGUAAGGUACAUGAGGCAACUCAAAACAUUAAAACGAUAGAGGAAGGUUUAAAGGCAUUUGAUGUGAAGGUUGAAGGAGUAGUCAAAGCUAUUACAGAAGAAGGUACAAAGAUAAAGGCUAUGGUUGAUACAUGUGUCGCACAGAUGAUUGCAUCGGUCAAGGAUCAAUCCAGGAAGGAAAAGGACAAAUUGACAAAAAUCAUAGCAGAUACUAAAAUAGAUUUGAAGGCGGGAGGCGACUUAGAAAAGAAGAAAUGUGAACUCGACAAGACACGAAACGAUGGCAAAUUGUUACAGUCGUUACAGAAGCUUACAGAUGACAUUACAAAGCUGACGAUAGAGCCUAUACCCGAAUUUCCGAACAUACAGUAUACUGCUAAGCCUGUAACAGAUAACGACAUCAAACAACUGUUUGGCAUCUUCAAAAUAAGAGGAGUACGUACACAACAUAUCGGAAACAGAGAGAAAGAAUUACCUAAACCAAAAAGUGAUUACGAAAAGGAUACGAAACGAAAAGAGGAAGGACAAUACCUGUACAGAUGUAUCGGGUGUGGAAAGGAAGAGAGAUCUGAUUAUGCAAUGUAAGUGUCUUGUACCAAACAGAUAAGUAUACAGUAAAUUGUGUAUGUAAUGUUUUUAUUCAAAUUAGGAAAAUAUAAAAUUUUCAGUAGAUAAAGACGCAAUUCCAUAGAAGUAAAAAUACAACCUAUUCGUAUAUGAGAAUCAUAGAGAUAUUGUCAUUUUUAAUAUAAAACAUACGCCAUAAGUAACAAUCCUUUCGAUUCAGUUAAUGUAAAAUGUCAGCAGAACGAAUGUCUCAUAUCAUAUGCGUAAAAAAAACACCUUUAAAAGGAGAAGGUAAUAUUGAGAUCGUAUUGU